UACACAUAGACAAAUGAUACUUUAUUUAUGGUACUGUCUAUAAGAUACGACAAAAUAUCUGGCGUAUUGAUUUUGUUACUUUACAUAGACAAUUUUAAAAGAUUAUAGAGAUAAGUGGAAAAUGAGUUUUUUGGUCAUAUUCAAAUAUUACGCAUUAAUUUAUAUUGAAUUGGUCGUGCAUCCAUCAAAUCUCAUAAAUUUCAAUUAAAAUAACUGCCCUAGCACAAAUAAUUAAUGCCCGUCUAUGAGUUUCUAGAAAAUUCUUAGCCUCACGUUUACAAAAUCAAAUAAUUUAAAAUACAAACUAUUUUAUGAUAAAAGUUCAGUUCAGAGGUCGACCUUCAAGGUUAUAAAAAGCGAUAAGUGAUUAAUCAAAAUUGAAUAUUUUAUACUGUUAUUUUUAUCUUGCAAUUUUACUCUACUUUUAUAUUAGUAGUGCAAGAAGCAAGUCGUCGAUUAAUUUUCCAGUGUAAGAUAUACAAGUAUUAACUGUUAGAAAAUGAGCACCACAGGAAAGGUCAUAAAAUGUAAAGCUGCAGUUGCUUGGGGUCCCAAAGAAUUACUUAAAAUUGAAACAAUUGAAGUUGAUCCACCAAAGGCACAUGAAGUGAGAAUCAAGAUCAUAUACACUGCUGUUUGCCAUACUGACUCAUACACUCUUAGUGGACAAGAUCCAGAGGGUCUUUUCCCAGUUGUUCUUGGUCAUGAAGGAGCUGGAAUUGUUGAAAGUGUUGGUGAAGGUGUUACUAACCUCAAGCCAGGUGAUCAUGUGAUUCCUUUAUAUGUUCCUCAAUGUGGAGAAUGUAAAUUUUGCAAAUCACCAAAGACAAAUUUAUGCCAGAAAAUUCGUGUAACUCAAGGGCAAGGUAAAAUGCCCGAUGGUACUUCUAGAUUUAGGUGUAAAGGGAAAGAGUUAUAUCACUUCAUGGGCUGCUCAACUUUCAGUGAAUAUACAGUUGUAGCAGAUAUUUCAGUUACAAAGAUUGAUGCAGCUGCACCAUUGGAUAAGGUAUGUUUAUUAGGUUGUGGAGUACCUACAGGUUAUGGUGCUGCCCUCAAUACUGCUAAAGUAGAAAAAGGAAGUACUUGUGCGGUUUGGGGGUUGGGUGCGGUAGGUCUAGCUGUUGGAUUAGGAUGCCAAGCUGCUGGUGCAUCAAGAGUAAUUGGAAUAGAUUUAAAUCCAGCUAAAUUUGAAAUAGCUAAAAACUUUGGUUUCACUGAAUUCAUCAACCCAAAAGACUAUGAAAAACCUAUAACAGAAGUUCUGGUGGAACUAACUGAUGGUGGUUUGGAUUAUACUUUUGAAUGUAUUGGAAACAUUCAUACAAUGCGUGCUGCUCUAGAGUCGAGUCAUAAAGGAUGGGGUGUUUCUACCAUAGUAGGAGUAGCUGGUGCAGGACAAGAAAUUAGCACUAGACCUUUCCAACUCGUUACUGGACGUGUGUGGAAAGGAACUGCUUUCGGAGGAUGGAAAAGUCGUGAUAGCGUACCUAAACUUGUAGAUGAAUAUUUGACCAAAAAAUUGAAAUUGGAUGAAUUUAUUUCUCAUUCCUUGAAAUUUGAACAAAUCAAUGACGCUUUUCAUCUAAUGCACAAAGGAGAAAGCAUCCGCUCAGUCCUUGCACUUACACCAAGCAGCAGCCUCUAAAAAUAUAUUUUUUAUAUUGUUUUUCAAUAAUAAAAAUUGUUUUGAAUGGU
Diorhabda sublineata is the source of this 1698-nucleotide messenger RNA. It is a transcript of the gene Fdh, whose product is annotated as alcohol dehydrogenase class-3. NCBI's taxonomy places the organism in Eukaryota, Metazoa, Arthropoda, Insecta, Coleoptera, Chrysomelidae. Gene Ontology annotation, cellular component: cytosol. The coding region runs from base 500 to 1648 and encodes 382 amino acids. Gene Ontology annotation, biological process: formaldehyde catabolic process. The record is from RefSeq and is a predicted model, not a curated record. Gene Ontology annotation, molecular function: S-(hydroxymethyl)glutathione dehydrogenase [NAD(P)+] activity; zinc ion binding. The transcript is spliced from 7 exons.